Pararge aegeria (speckled wood butterfly) is the source of this 2385-nucleotide messenger RNA. RefSeq names its product muscarinic acetylcholine receptor M2 (gene mAChR-B). Lineage: Eukaryota; Metazoa; Arthropoda; Insecta; Lepidoptera; Nymphalidae. Gene Ontology annotation, biological process: adenylate cyclase-activating adrenergic receptor signaling pathway. Gene Ontology annotation, molecular function: G protein-coupled receptor activity. The transcript is spliced from 5 exons. Gene Ontology annotation, cellular component: membrane. The coding region runs from base 1 to 2385 and encodes 794 amino acids. The record is from RefSeq and is a predicted model, not a curated record.
AUGAACGCUACGGAAGCCAACCUCGAUGUCAACCGCACCACACCGAUAUACGCCAUCGGCACGAGCUUUAUACAGCAAUGGAAACUUCAGAAACUGAAACAGCGCACGUGCAACUCAAAUUACCCAGAGUGCCAGGGUUUCCUCAUCACUAACGGAACCAAUUACACAGACAUCUACUUCUUGAACGGCACGCUGGACGGAACACCAGAUUUGCAACCAGUGUUACCACCAUUCCCGUUCUGGUUAGCGAUCAUCUUCGCAACAUGCCUCGUGCUGGUCAUACUGCUGACCGUGAGCGGCAAUGUGCUGGUACUGCUGGCCUUCCUAGUGGACAGGACGAUACGCCAGCCCAGCAAUUACUUCAUCGCUUCGCUAGCUGCCACUGAUCUGCUGAUAGGUACAUUAUCCAUGCCCUUUUACACAGAUUACGUCUUGAAAGGGUACUGGCAUUUGGGACCCUUGCUAUGUGACCUAUGGCUUUCCGUCGACUAUACAGUAUGCUUAGUAUCACAAUACACUGUUUUACUUAUAACUGUAGAUAGAUUCUGUAGUGUCAAAAUUGCUGCAAGGUAUAGAGCUUGGAGGACAAAGAAUAAAGUAAUCUGGAUGGUAACUGUUACGUGGAUAAUUCCUGCCCUGUUGUUCUUCACAACAAUAUUCGGUUGGGAACACUUUGUUGGAUACAGAGACUUACAAGAAGGUAUUUUUAAGACAGCCUACGACAUGCAAAAAAAGAGUGAAGCUAAACAAAGAAAGAUGCAAUCAAUGGUUGCCCUCAGUGCAGGAGUUAUGACUGGUAUGGCAGGAAGAGCUGCUGGAAUGGCAGCGUUAUCAAAGGCUACAAUUUCAAGCGAAGACCAAGUAAAAGACUCAGAAUCAAUUCGCAAAGAUUCGGCCUCAAAAGGAUCUCUCGCUGCACCACUUCUUAACUUGGGUGUAUCCACAGACUCAAAUUCAAGUCAAAAAUCGUCAGCGCUCAAAAGUAGCGCUACUGCAACCGGAACAACAACGACUGUCGAAUCAGAUGGUGAUAAAAAAGAGGAUCAAGUAGAAGCUGAAAGAUCGAGUAGUCCAGCUUUUGACUCAGACGAUGAAAGCACUACACAAUCGAAUGUAAAGAAACGGCCAUCAGUUGCAAACUUAGUUAUGCAAACUGGUACUAUACAGUUAUUAAAUAACAUGCGGCUAAACGGUAAUAUGCUUAUGAAACCCGAUAUCAAACAAAACCCCUUGUUAAAGACCGAAACAGAUAAACCAAAAACAUCCUUAUCACAAAUAUCCGAGAAGAGCCUACUUGACACAGAAAAUCCUGAUACCUCGCACAGUAAUGGACACACACCUGCAGUAAGUGUACCCCUAUCUUCUGCUAGCUUUAUGUCCCCUUCAUCUUCGGGGAUAGUCACGCCAUCUGAAAUCGAAGUUUCAACUACAAUCGCUCAAAGAAUCAUUCCACCCCCAUCAGAGUUUAGAGGCAGUCCACCAGCUUCUGAGAGUCCACCAUCUCAUUCAGAUUCAUCUAGAACUAGAAUAUUAAAAUCAUUUAAAAAUGACGGAAGUAAUUAUUCCGAUGUUCUUAUUGGUAUGGAUGGCGCUGAUUUGAGAUAUAUGGAUGAAAGUUCUGUCAUAGUUCCUUCACCCACCAAUGAAAGUCCACCAUCUUCAAUCACCUUUCCUACAGCUACUGAACCCUCAUCACCACCUACAUUGAAUUCGGGUAUUAUAACAAAUACUUCAUUAUUACAGGCUGCUCUUAUACGAGCAACAGCUGAAGCCCAAGUAACACAACCCAAAACAAAUUUAUCUCCUCCACAACCUAUCAAAGUAAACACCGAGGUAAGUUUGACAACGGGAGAGCGUCCUAAACCUGUUAUCACCCUUGUAUCGUCGUCUUCCAAUAAUAAUGAACCUCAUUCAGCAAAAUUACCUGAUAAUAAAACUACAAUAUUAAGACUUAAUGAAACACCAGCAAUUGAAAACAGCGACGUGUCUAGUCCUGCAGUAAGUGGACCCGGCCGCGGUGAUUCAAGAAAAGAGUUUGUCAAAAAUAUUGGAAAAAAGCUAAAGGUGAAGCGCUCAAAACGGGACGGCUUGUUUCCAAGUAUUGGUAGACAAAAAUCUAAAUCUGAAAAUAGAGCUAGAAAGGCUUUUAGGACUAUUUCUUUUAUAUUAGGCGCGUUUGUUGUAUGUUGGACACCAUAUCAUAUCUUAGCCUUAGUUGAAGGAUUUUGUACAGACCCGCCGUGUAUUAAUCAACACUUGUACAUGUUUUCAUAUUUUUUAUGCUACGCCAACAGCCCUAUAAAUCCGUUCUGCUACGCUUUGGCAAAUCAACAAUUCAAGAAAACUUUUACAAGACUUCUGCGGGGUGAUUUUCAUAUAACCUAG